AUGGAGAGAAGCAACCGUUCUAGGAAGAGCAGACGCCAGGAAGUGUCGGAGGAUAUACUUGAGAGGGAGUUGAAGCAGUACGUGAACUCCUCUGAGCGUAUGCAUGAGAGUGACGCGGUUGAGAGGUCACCAAAGAGACGGAAGGGGUCGCACCGGGAGGUGGAUAUCGAGACCACUGUGCACACCACAGUGCACUACGAUGAGAAGGAGGAGGUGAAUGGCUCUGACUUGAACGAUGACGAGCAGCGUAGGGCCAUUGAAGGUGCUGCUAGUGAGGAUGAAACGCAUGCUGUCGAGGGUGAGCAUGAGGAUGAAGAUGAGCGCGAAAACCACGUGAACGACCACGAUGACAACAGAGACCCUAAUGUGGACGAUGAGUUGCAUCGCGCUGAUGCUGACCAUCAGGAACACGACGAGGAAGACCGUGAUGAGGACCAGCACCAGCACCAGCACCAAGAACAGGAGCAGGAGCAGGAGCAGGGCCACGAACCUGAACACGAACAAGAACAAGAAGCUGAACACGAACAAGAACCAGAGCAAGAACAAGGACAAGAACCUGAAGAGGAACACGGCCAUGAACACGACCAUGAGGAGAAUAUGGAAUCUAUCCGUGAAAUUGCCAAUGACAGUGGUGACGCUGCUGCUGCCGUGUCAACCAUUAGAAUCCACUACCAGGACUUGUCCGGUAACUCUAGAGGUGACACUACCAUUAAUGUUGGCCCUGAAAACCCUGAGCUUUAUGCCAGUCUGAGCUCGAGGUCUGACGUGAAGACCGAGAACAAGAAGAAGAGAGGCAAGCAAACGAAGGGCGAUGAGUCCAUCCAGGACUGGAGAAAGAUCCGUAAGGAAUCUCACAAGGAAGUUGAAAGGAGACGUCGUGAAACUAUUAACUUGGCCAUUGAUAACUUGAGAAAACUUCUUCCAAAGCCAGAGUACAGCAAGGCUGGUAUUCUGAACAGUGCAGCAGCUUUGAUCCAGAAGUUGAAGGAAUCUGAGAGUAGUCAAAUGAACAAAUGGGCUAUUCAAAGAAUUGUGACCGAGCAAACAAAGACUGCUCACCAAAAGUCAAACGAGAAACUUGCGGCUGCUCUCGAUGACGCUUACCAAGAAUUGACCAGGCUGAAGAGCAUUUUGAAGGAAAACAACAUCAAAUAUGAAGAUAAAUUUGUGAUACCUGAAGAUACUUUGAGGGAAGCCAAAGAACUGGAAUCUGAAUUGAACAGAGCCCAAGAGGAAAUUGAUCAAAUAGAUCCCAGAGCAAGCGCUGAACCAGAAGAAGAAGAAGAAGAAAGAGACGAAGAAGCUGGCGAAGAUGAGUCUAAGGAAUAG
Molecule: messenger RNA, 1329 nt
Organism: Nakaseomyces glabratus
Lineage: Eukaryota; Fungi; Ascomycota; Saccharomycetes; Saccharomycetales; Saccharomycetaceae
Gene: CBF1
Product: Cbf1p
Cellular component (GO): nucleus
Molecular function (GO): protein dimerization activity; DNA-binding transcription factor activity
Source: RefSeq, a predicted model, not a curated record